AUGAGCACUAAAUCGAAAUCGCCGCCAGCGUCAGAGCACAAGGGGCACGAGUCCGAAUACGUGGAAGAGGUUAAGAACCCAAGACUCGACAUUUCGUCACUUUCGCGUGCGGUCAGAGCAAGAAAAGCCGAGUACACACGCCGGCGAUCUGUUCGAGUCAAGGUUGGCACCUGGAAUGUAGCCGGCAUCUCCGGCACCGAGAAAGACAUCGGAAACUGGUUUGUUCAAGGAGACGGGGUGUGCCCGAAGUUCUCUGGGACAAGCUACGCGCACCCACAGGAGCCAGGUUCCCAAUCGCCCAGCAAGCACGACCAGCAGAAAUCGGACGGCGACAAAAAAAGAACUUUUCACCACAGCCCGGAAGAGAUAGACCUGUACGUCUUGGGUUUGCAAGAAGUGGUCGAUAUCUCUUCCCCAACGGAAGCACUCCGGCCAUACGUUGACUUGGCACCGUCCAAGCGGUGGAAGGAAGCAGUCCAAAAGGCACUACCCGGAGGAUAUCAGCUGGUCUCUGAAGUCCAGCUGGUCGGCUUGUUGCUUCUGAUAUAUGCGUCGCCCGCCAUUGGAGACAGUAUUUCUUCUAUUUGUAGUACAUCUGUCGGUACGGGGCUGAUGGGGUACAUGGGAAACAAGGGCGCCGUGACAACGCGCCUUGUCCUGGGCGAAACGACCCGUUUGGUCUUUAUCAACUGUCAUCUCGCAGCAGGGUCCGACAAAGGCAGCUUGGAGCGACGCAACUGGGACUCUUCUCAGAUUGUCCAGCGUACUAAAUUUGACCCGGUUUGGUCCGACGGUGACGGAUCGGGUGAUUCUGGCGAAUCAAUAGGAGAUGAAGAUUUCACUUUCUGGUUUGGUGACCUCAACUACCGCCUCGAUGAUAUCCCUAGUGACGAUGUGCGCCAAGUCCUCGGUCGGCAUACUGCUAAUGAGUACGACAAAAAGCGCCAAGAAAAGCAGUCGUCAAGCCAUUCCGGGGACUCCACGCCCGAUUCUGAUGAUGAGUCGCCUUCUUCUUCUCCCCCCGAAGAAAAGGAGACGGAUCCAGGCACGGACCCUGUCACUGACGAAGAGAUUGAUCCUCACAAUGACCCUGCGUCUCUUCAGACUACAAUUUCCUCACUUCUCCCGCACGAUCAACUCCGAGCUCAACAGAGAAAAGGAGCAGCUUUCCACAAGGGUUGGCGGGAAGGUGACAUCACUUUCUUGCCGACGUACAAAUACGAUGUUGGGAGUGUGGCUAUGUUCGAUUCGAGCGAGAAGCAGCGGGGUCCUAGCUGGUGUGAUCGGAUUCUGUUUCGCAGUCUACCGGACAAGCUGAGACAUGAGAAGCUCGAUCAGGAAGCGGAGGAGGCCCGAAAGAGGGACAAUGAGAUGAAGGCAAGCGGACUGGACAAGGCUGUUGCCGAUGAUAAUGUCUUGUUUGAAUAUGACCCUGAUGCAGACGGUGCAAACAGCGAGGAGUACAUAUCAGACGAGGAUCAAGCCGCUGAUGAUGAUGCUACCAUAGUUGCAUCACUGGACUCUGCCCAUGAUCCAAUGCGCUUAGACCACUACGUGUCACACCAGGGCAUUCUUUCGUCGGACCACAAGCCCCUAGAUGCUGUCUUUACCUUGAGUUUUGAUGCGGUCAAUCGCGAACUCAAAGCAAAGGUUCAUCAAGAAGUCGCCCGUGAAUUGGACAAGGUCGAGAAUGAAUCUCGGCCUGAUCUUACUAUUGUAGUGGAUAAGUAUGGUGACCAAAAGCAUACAGACAGAGAUCCCGACACCGUUGAUUUCGGCGAUAUUGCCUUCGACGUGCCGACUCAUCGGUCCCUAACCGUUGCCAACACUAGCGGCACCGCAGCCACUUUUUCGUUCGCGGAGCGGCAUGAAGGUGACGACGAGGGUAUCACACAGAUACCCUCGUGGCUUGUUCUGCACGUCUCCAAGUCUGCAGGCAUCGCCCAUGACACUGGCCAAGCGAUGUCUUCUUCGUCUGGGAACCAUACUCUGCUCCCUGGGGAAGUAGCAAAUGUCGAUGUCACGGCUUACGUUCGCAGCAUCAGACAUGUCCGGUUGCUUAAUAUUGGAAAGUUGAAACUAGAAGACAUCCUAGUCCUUCAUGUCGAUGGCGGCCGCGACCACUUUAUCCCUGUUCACGGCCGUUGGCUACCCACCUGCUUCGGUUGCAGUGUUGACGAGUUGACUCGCAUGCCAGAAGCGGGUGCUCGAAGUUUGGCGGAAUCAGACACCCCUCAUCCAUCCAGCACAGACAGUUCCACGGAAAUCCGCUUGUCGGCACCCCGCGAGCUUUUCCGACUGACUGAGGCGAUCUCCGAGCUGACGGAGCGCGCUGUCGCAGAGUGGAGCAUGACAAAUGGUGAAUCCGAGGAGCAUAAAGCCCCAUGGGCAACGGAUCUUUCCGGUGGAGCGUGGCCUUUCCAGCCCGAUACAUGGACUCUGAAGGACCAGCAGGAGCGUGCCGCGCUGCAAGCUUCCGUGCGUGAAGCCCUUGACACCAACAAGCCCCUCGCCUCAGUAUUUGCCCCUGAGACAUCAUCUCUUCAUCGCUUGGAGGUCCUAUCUGAAACCCUCCUCACUUUCCUUAAUGCACUCCAAGACGGCAUCGUCACAGCAAAAGUAUGGCAAGACAUGGAGCAACAGAUAACCGCGCGCGAGAAAAGCAAAUCCCCUCCUCGAAACUGGGAAGAAACCCAGGCCUGGGUGCUUGAGCACCUAGCCUACUCACCAGCACACAGCGUAUCAUUCACCUUUGUCACUUUUAUGCUCGCCCGCAUCGCCAAUGAAGUGGCUCCAGUAUCAUCCGAUACACCAUUGGUCCCAUUAUCCAAGCAAGGGAAGCCCAUUGUUCCCAACGAGCCGGCAGAUGAACAGGCUGGAACUGCAAGCCAGGAUCGAGCUCAAUCUCCUACCCCAGCUACCGCUACUGCCUUCAUAACCAGCGGCAGUUUCCGCCGCAAGAACCGCUCCACGAGUACAUCCGCUGGCACUACCCCCAACUCUACCGGUCAGAACCAGUCGAUAGCACGUCGACAAGCAGUCGAGACCGCUUUAGCAUCUGCCUUUUCACUCGUGCUUAUUUCCGCCUCUGCUCCACUGCCGCCUAAAGAGAAAGACCGUCGUAUAUCCGAAGAUCGCAGGCGAUCAAUCAUUGAACCAUUCUUAAAGAUGGUUGCGGUGGAUAAUCGAGGUCCAUCUGGGGGCCGGUGUUGA
Messenger RNA from Penicillium egyptiacum, 3213 nucleotides. The record is from the annotation of a GenBank genome assembly. Lineage: Eukaryota; Fungi; Ascomycota; Eurotiomycetes; Eurotiales; Aspergillaceae.